AUGAUUCAAGCGCUUCCGCUUUUGCGAUUGCUUCUGCAAAUAUGUGCAGCGGUACUUUUGACAUUCCGUAGCUCGCAACUUGGCUCUGCGCUGCAUCCUUUCCAGCGUGCCGUAGCCAACGAAUGGGUUCGUCUUCUUUUUUAUGUGGACAUUGUCAAAAAGAUUGCACCGGAGGAGACAAUUGUGGAGACUUUGCCUCACUUUUUGCUCGAGGUGGAGGAGGAAAUUGCAGCUAAUGUGGACGAUGAGUUUUUCGCUGGAGGAUUUGCAGCGCGAGCAUCCUCAUUACCAGUUGGUGCGUUAUUUACAAUUGAAGAAACGCGUCAGCAUUUGCAUGGUGUUGUACGAAACUACUUUCGACUAGCAGACACAGCGCUAAAUUCGUACUCAGUUUAUUGCAAUGAGACGCAAAUGCAGAUACCACCUCCACUGCUUACGGUACGCUCAGAUAUGGGCGAAGAGCCACAUGAUGCGCUUUAUAACAUCACAAACGCAUCAAUCAGCGCGUUGUGGCCAGCGGCCUUGCGCACUGGGAGCGAGGCUGCACCACAAGAAGAGACGAGAGCAUUCUUUGACGAAUUGGACGCUAUGGAGAUUAAGCUCGUGGUGGGUAUGAAGAAAGUGGAGAAAGAUAUCAACACGAUGGAAUUAGAGAAGGUAACGAUGAGGUACAAUCUCGUUCGUGUACCUUUAUCGGGCAUUAAAAGGAGACGUAAGGAAAGCGAUGUGCCGCCUGUUUUAGCUGACACUAGCACCAUGUUCAAUUGGAUCACACUAAUCGUGAUUGGUUUGUACCAGAUACUUGAGUUCUGGCUGAAGUGGUUUGAGAUGAAAGAGGUCGCUACACGGCAUCCAGACAAUUCUUAUCACACAAACAAACAUUUGAUGAUGCUCGUUGUGACCAAAGAAGCUGCCAGAGAUUUUUGGUUCUGGUUUAUUUUGAUUGUCAAUUUGGCGACUGUGACGUGUCUGCUGACUACGUGGCGACACGCUUACGAACUUUCGUUAAUCGAUGCACUGUGCUUCACGUUUGCUACCUGUUGUGCACUGCAUUGGGCUAACCUCUUGCGAUAUUUGCAGGUGAACACAAGAUUCCAUAUUUUAGGACUUACUUUACGACGUUCGUUACCUCGAGUAAUGCAGUUUCUUGUUGGUGUUUUACCAAUUUUUGCUGGAUUUGUGCUCUUCGGAACAAUCAUGUUUGGGGCUAAAGUCCCACGAUUCCAGAGUGCUAGCGUUACGGCGACAACACUUUUUUCCGUGGCAAACGGUGAUGAGAUUCACGACACUUUUAUCGAUGUCGCAUACACUCCGUGGAUUGGGCAGAUCUACGUAUAUGGUUACAUGCUACUGUUCAGCUACGUUGUCCUUAUGGUGUGUAUUGGUAUUAUCGAGGACGCUUUCUUUUCUGCUGUUUUUCCAGCGUCGUGGCCAAGUGUUGAUAAUAUGCACGAGGUCAAACAGACUACAGAGGCAGAGAAUUAG
Messenger RNA from Plasmopara halstedii, 1485 nucleotides. RefSeq names its product Mucolipidin and related proteins (TRML subfamily of transient receptor potential proteins). The record is from RefSeq and is a predicted model, not a curated record. Gene Ontology annotation, cellular component: membrane. The transcript is spliced from 3 exons. The coding region runs from base 1 to 1485 and encodes 494 amino acids. Lineage: Eukaryota; Oomycota; Peronosporomycetes; Peronosporales; Peronosporaceae. Gene Ontology annotation, molecular function: NAADP-sensitive calcium-release channel activity.